Messenger RNA from Micropterus salmoides (largemouth bass), 1558 nucleotides. RefSeq names its product mitochondrial transcription termination factor 3 (gene mterf3). The transcript has 8 exons. The coding region runs from base 134 to 1411 and encodes 425 amino acids. Gene Ontology annotation, biological process: regulation of DNA-templated transcription; mitochondrial ribosome assembly. Gene Ontology annotation, cellular component: mitochondrion. Lineage: Eukaryota; Metazoa; Chordata; Actinopteri; Centrarchiformes; Centrarchidae. Gene Ontology annotation, molecular function: double-stranded DNA binding. The record is from RefSeq and is a predicted model, not a curated record.
CGUCCCACAUUGUGACACUUCCGCGCAGUGCUUCCGGUAACAUACACGUGAAACCGGUUGACAUUCCUCUGCACCCUGGUUGAUGACGGAAUUGAGCUGAAAAUGAUGUGUUUUCAUUCAUAAGUUAAUCACCAUGGCUUCAUCCUGUACACAGCUGUGUCUACAAGGCAGAUGUCUUCUUCGCUCCAGGACAGUGGCUAGUACAUGGCAGUAUUCCACUCAAGUUCGCCAUUGCACCACAGUUACAAGGUUACCCACCAGAAUCCUAAAUGGAUCCUCACUUAUCAAAGGGAAUCACACAGCAACUCAGGUGAGACAGCGGUGGAAACAACAGAUGUUCUCUUACAGUGACUUCGCUACUAAACAUCUGGCAAGUGACGCUAAGGAAGACAAGGCUAUUGAAGAAUUGUCGAGUGCUAAUGUCGUAGCAUACAAGAGCCCCCUGUUGCCAAUCAGAGAUGCUGUGCCAAUGAGUGAAAGCCAGAUGCCAAUAGAUCUGGAUGCCACUGAAUUUUCAGCAUUAGAGGAGAUUGGUGAUGAAGAGGCUGUCAGUAUAUCUGUUCCUUCUGCCCUGCCUCCAGCGUCCACCUCUCUUAGAGACUACGUUGACCAGUCUGAGACACUCAGCAAACUAGUACAGCUAGGUGUAAACAUGUGGAAGCUUGAACAAAGGCCCAACGUGGGCUCCAUGCUGCUGAGGCUCAACUUUAACACAGAUGUAGCCCCGAGGCUGCUGUUUCUCAAAGAGAUUGGGGUGGAGGACUCCCGCUUUGGCUAUAUUGUCACCCACAACCCCUUCAUUCUCACAGAGAGUUUGGAAAACCUACAGGCCAGGGUGAACUAUCUCAAGUCAAAGAAGUUUAGUUCUGAGACUGUUGCAUCCAUGGUGUCCAGAGCUCCAUAUCUGCUUAACUUCAGUGUGAAGAGGCUGGACAACAGACUGGGCUUCUAUCAGCAACAACUCAACCUCAGUGCUUCUAAUACACGGGACAUUGUAGCUCGUCUACCCAGGUUACUGUGUGGCAGUUUGGAGCCUGUUAAAGAGAAUUUGAAGGUGUGUGAAAUAGAGCUUGGCUUUAAGAAGAAUGAGAUCCAACACAUGGUUAUCGCUGUCCCAAAAGUGCUGACUGCCAACAAAAGGAAGCUAACACAAAUAUUUGACUUCCUCCACAAUACCAUGAAGGUGCCGCACCAUCUGAUCACCAAGUUCCCACAGGUCCUCAAUACCAAGUUCCUGCGUAUCCAGGAGCGCCACCUGUUCCUCGAGUACCUUGGAAAGGCUCAGUAUGACCCAACUCAGCCCAACUUUAUCUCUCUGGGCCGCCUGGUGUCUUUGCCCAAUGAGACUUUUUGCACAGAGUUGGCUUUGGCCACACUGGAAGAUUUUUAUUUGUUCCAAAAAACACUUUGAAUCUUUGUGAGGGGGCAUAAAUAUGACUUUGGACAACAAAUGGUCAAGCAAACAGAAUAAAUACCAUAAUGUCAGAUACAUGCAGAUAUGAAACUGAGUUUGCUUUGUAAAUGUGAUGUUUAAUAAAUGUACACAAUGUAUAUCAGC